Messenger RNA from Mycosarcoma maydis (corn smut), 2904 nucleotides. RefSeq lists its product as uncharacterized. Lineage: Eukaryota; Fungi; Basidiomycota; Ustilaginomycetes; Ustilaginales. Bases 1 to 2904 code for a protein of 967 amino acids. Gene Ontology annotation, cellular component: transcription factor TFIIIB complex. Gene Ontology annotation, biological process: RNA polymerase III preinitiation complex assembly. The transcript has a single exon. Gene Ontology annotation, molecular function: TFIIIC-class transcription factor complex binding. The record is from RefSeq and is a predicted model, not a curated record.
AUGUCGUCGCGUAUCGAAAAGGGAGGAGCUCGGUUUAAGCCAUCCAUCGUUCCUAGAAAGUCGACCGCAAGAGCGACGCCGGCCAGCGUACCAGCGACAACAGCUUCGCAGCAGACAUCUGCACAGUCACAAAAACAGACUCCAAACACAUCGACAGCACCGCCACCAUCGCCAUCGCUAGUUGCGGUUGGGACAGAUCGGCAGUCGCGUCCGCCAUCCGUUCGUAGCAAAGCUUCAGCUGCUGCCGAUACAGCUGCUACGAGCACAUCUCAGAGCUAUGCGUUCAACGUAGCGCCUUCCAUCAUCUCCCAGCCAGGCACCGCCACGACCGCUCGCACAAGCAUCACCGCAGUACAGCCCUCAUCCAGCUCCAUCAAGCCAAAGCCAAUCUUCCGCAAACCUUCCAUCUCCAAACCUCGUCCGGGUUCGAGAAACUCGCUUACUCCGGCACCUCAUCAUGCGCAACCAACCGCCUCGACGUCUGCCUCCGCAACCCAGCCUGUACAUGCUGGAAGUGGUGCUGACGUCCCCAUGGCUGAUGACGAGUCUGUGCCUCUCCAUGUCCGCGUUCCUCCUAGCAUCGGUGCCUCUUCUGGUGCUAGAAACUCGGACGCUAGCUCCUCACAUGUCGACGCAGAACGUGUUCCGAUUCAAACUGACGUCUCAAUCGACAAGGCUUCUCAGCCUGAUCCCGUACAAGUACCGCUCCGAUUGACAAGAUCCAAAGGCGCUAGCACAGCUCCAUCCGACACUACGGCUGUAGUUAAGCAAAGUGCUUCUCAAGAAGAGGCCACACCGGCCUCACGCCCGCAACGCAGAGCUGGCACCAGCUCAACUGCACCACCUGCACCUCUGGUCGAGCGGAAUGUUAACGCUAGCUCAACCCAAUCAUCUAGAAAGGGCAAGGGGCGAGAAGUUCUUGUGACAGACCAACAAGCAGAUAGCCUUGAAAUCCCCCAUACCCUCAAAUCCAGUCCGCAAACUACUCAGGCCAACGCUCCGGAGACGGAAACUGAGAAAGCUGCCCGUAUCGCUCAACGUAGGAUGGAAGCAGCUGCACGUCUGCACAAACGCCGCCUGAAACGUAAAGAGCUGUCUACUGGUAAGCCCAAGCGGCCCCUCUCGGCCUACUUGCUUUUUGUCAACUCUGUGCGUCCACAAAGACAAGCUCAAAAUCCAAAUGCACCCCUCACAGAGCUCACGGCUGAGAUGGCUGCCGAAUGGCGUCAGCUUGCACCUGCACAAAGGACCAAAUGGGAGACCGAGGCAUCCCUGCUGCGCCAGCAGUAUGAUUCGGCUCUGGAGACAUGGAAGCUCGCACAUCCACAAGGCGUCACGCUCGGCCCAGAGGAUGAGAGCGAUAUGGAGACCACCUCAGAGCUCGGUGAUGACGGCGAGCGCAUUCGUCGCAAGAAGCGUCGCACCACUUGUUCUCGCAAGCCACAUACCGUAUCGGAUGAUGAGGAAGGGUAUCGCAAGCAGGUUUUCCAUGAAGGCGAACAGCUCACAGCUAGUCGCAUCGAUCCCUCCAACGUCACAAUGGCCGACAUCAGCGCAGCAGAUUUCAAGAAAGGUCGUGCAGGUCCACGCACAUUCGAAGCCGAGCGCGUCUACACCAGGCUCGUACACGAUAGGCGUGCAGCGGCAAAGUCGGCAGCGCUGGGCGAGCACGUGUUGGGAGAAAAAAUGCUUCAUGCUUCGCCUUCGCCUGCACCAGCUGCAAACAUUAUUCGCACAGCAAACGGAAUGCCAAUCGCCACUGGUCAGCAAGAGUCACUUGAGGGCGAAGAAGAGAUUGUUGCGGACCAGACGGGCGAUGACAACGACGACGACGAUGGUGAGACCGACGCUGAUGGCACCACGGAUGGAGAAGGUACUUCCAACAGUCGUCGUGCACGCAACAAACGAGAAGCGUCGGUCGCUGCUACAGAGGUCUCGUUCCGCGAGAACCGUUUCGCGGUUCAAACGCGUAUUGUCGACGGCAAGAUUGUGCUUGACGAAACUUCGCUUUUCGCCAACUACGGCAACGGUGAAGACGACCGUGAUAACAUGGAGGUGGUCGACGAGCGAGAAGGUGAUCGUUUCGUCAAUGCCUCGACCUACUCACGCAAGCUUGGCAGGAACAGAAAGUGGUCCGCCGACGAGACGGCCAAGUUCUACCACUGUCUGCAGCAGUGGGGAACGGACUUCGAGAUGAUCGCACGUCUCUUCCCUGGUCGGGACAGGGUCAUGAUCAAGAAAAAAUUCAACGUGGAAGAGAAGAGCAAUGGGAAGCUGAUCGAUGAGGCGCUUAGAAGUUCGAUGCCAGUCAAUCUCGAGGCGUAUGCACAAGCAAUCGGUGUUGAUCUGUCAGGACCACCGCCCGAGAUCAGGGCUGAUCUGCAAGACAUUGAGUCGCUCACUGCAGCUGCUGCAGCAUCAGUUGAUGCAACUGUCAAGAAACGCGAGGGUACAGCUCCCGCUUCUGGUCGCAAGGGCGAGCUGAGCGAUGCUGAGCAAGACGAUGACGACGAUGGCUACGGAUACGAGGAAGUAGUUGAGAUCGACGACAAUGGUAAUGAGCACGUGAUCCGUCGUAGGUUGGGUAAGAAACAAAGUCGCAAGCCAGGCAAGAAGAGACGUAACUCGACCAGGAAGAAUUCGGUCUCUACGCAUGCGCCAUCGGAAAGCGCACACGCGCCAGCAUCACGCGCCGCGAUCAACGCCGACGCUUCGGUGACAGUCGACGCAGCUCAAGUAGACUCGAGCACAAACGGGCAGCCCGAGACCAGAUCCGGUGGCCCUCCUUCGAUCGGUAGCCGCAAGAGCACCAGAGCGACGCGCAAUCGUGCCGCUUCGAUCAACAGCAGCAAGCACGCACCGCGCGAUCGAGCCCAAGUCGAAGAGAUCGUUGGCCAGCUGUAG